Messenger RNA from Mesorhabditis belari, 897 nucleotides. NCBI's taxonomy places the organism in Eukaryota, Metazoa, Nematoda, Chromadorea, Rhabditida, Rhabditidae. The record is from the annotation of a GenBank genome assembly.
AUGUUUUGGGCAAUUCUCUUAGCUAUACUUUUUGUCUAUUCGGAUGGAGCUGGGAAAUGUCCCGAAGGAUCGACCGACUACGGAGAUCGGGCAGAAUGUGUGUAUCCGGUGAAUGCAAAAACAAAUUACACCGUCGCCAAGCAGAUCUGCCGAAAUUUUAACGGCCAAAUCAUCAUAGUCCGUGACAUCUUUGAGAAUGUGAUUGCCGGAUCCCAGGCUGCUCUAUCAAUUGCGGCCAAUAGUCAAUCGUACAUUGGUGUGAUGAAUGCGAACGGAACAUGGAUCAAUGAUGAUGGAACACCGCUCGUUUAUCAGAAUUGGAAAGCAGGUCAUCCGCAAACAAAUGCAAGUUGUGCUGUGGAAAGCGCUCAAGACUAUAAAUGGACAUCAGUCUCCUGUGAUGCUCUGCAUACGUUUAUUUGUUCGAUUCCCGAUCGAAAUUGUCCAAACGGAUGGGUCGCCCACGACAAGAUGUGCUACUACUUUUACGAUCCCAAAUUGGCUCUUAUGAAUCAAACAUUUACCAGAAUGCAGGGGCAAAAUGCUUGCCUGGCAAUGAACGCUAAUCUCACCUCAAUUCUAAGUGAAUCUGAGUUCAACUUUUUGAAAGAUCAAAUUGCAACUAAUUCUUCGAUGAUUAGCAGUCAAAGUUGUCAGAACCCCCAAGCUCUAAUUGGACUAACCUGUGUGGAUAACAUCCGUUCAUGGCUCGAUGGAUCACAGUUUGCUUACGACCAAACUCUAUCCCAGUGCGACUCGAGUUAUGGGAUAAUUAACGAUACCCGUUGUGAACGGAGCGCAUAUUGGGAUUAUUGGCCCGACGACUUUGGAUAUUAUCGCUACAUUUGCAAAAAGAGUCUUGUUUCCAGCUUUGAUCUUCUGAAAGCACAUUUCGAA